AACACUUCCAUUUUAAUGGAGUUAAUUGCUUAUGUAAGAAAAAUCGAGGAUAUCACGCUGACGAAUUUAGAAGAUAAACUGCAGACUAUAAUGGAUCACAUUCUUCUUCUUUCGAACUAUCACUUAUUGACGAAAGAAGAAAUAAAUAGGAAUAACACUGCCUUCCAAUGGUAUCAUAAGAUUCCCGAGAUUCUAGAGGAUAAUCGAUCGAUGGUUGAGAAUAAGAUUAAAGAAUUUCAAGACGCUCUUAAAGUUAGAUAUCAAAAAUUUAAAGAAGAAUUGGAAGCUUAUGCCGAACAGGUGGAAGACGUACAAUAUUGGGGAGACAUCGAUGAGGUGUUCCGAUAUCAAAAGAAGGCUCAGACCUUGGAGAAUAAGUUGAUCGCCGCUAUGGAAAAGAUCGACAAAUUCAACGAGGAAGAGACAUCCUUUGGUUGGGAGAUAACUCAAUAUCCGCUUCGUAAAAAAAUUGCUGAUCGAUUAGCACCUUUUAAGAGACUCUUCGAUACUACUUGCGAAUACCUUAUCAAAUACGACCAAUGGAUAAAAUCCAUGAUCGGUAGUUACGAACCAGAAAUUAUUAACGACGAAGUUGACCAAGCUUAUAGAUCGAUUUAUAAGCUGGAAAAAAGUUUUCUAGAGCCUGAAUCUAGAAAUUUAGCCGCUACGGUACUCGAAAGAAUAGAAGAUUUUAAAGAUCGUAUGCCUGUAAUCUUGACACUCGGUAAUCCUGGAUUAAAGGCCCGUCAUUGGAUUCAAAUUUCAAAUAUUAUUGAUAUUCCUAUAAAAUUUGAUGCCGAUCUAACACUUGAAAAAAUACUUGAUAUGCAUUUGGACAGAUAUAUUGAUCAGUUUGAAGACAUAUCCGAGGGUGCCACCAAGGAGAACAAUUUAGAGAGGGCUAUGGACAAGAUGGAAAAAGAAUGGUUAGAUUUGGCUUUUACUAUCAAUCCUUAUAAGGACACUGGCACGUAUGUGCUUGCAAGUGUUGACGAGAUACAAUUGUUACUCGAUGAUCAUAUCAUGAAAGCGAUUACUAUUAGAAAUUCGCCUCAAAUCAAACCUUUUGAGCCACGAAUUCUGAAAUGGUUACACAAGCUACAUUUAUUAGAAGAUAUUUUGGAUCAGUGGUUGAAGGUUCAAUCCAUCUGGAUGUAUUUAGAACCGAUCUUCUCAUCUCCCGAUAUUCAGCAGCAAAUGCCGGAGGAGGGCCGAAAAUUUUCAGCAGUUGACAAAACGUGGCGUGAUAUAAUGAAAACUGUCGAAGCCGAUCCUCGCGUAUUAACCGUCAUUGAAAUAGAUAAAAUGUUGGAAAGGUUGAAGAAAAGUUUUGCCUUCCUCGAAUUAAUUCAGAAAGGUCUUAAUGAUUAUUUAGAGAAGAAAAGAUUAUUCUUUCCCCGUUUUUUCUUCUUGUCGAAUGACGAGUUAUUAGAAAUACUUUCGGAGACCAAAGACCCUAUGAGAGUUCAGCCACAUUUGAAGAAAUGUUUCGAAGGAAUAGCCAAAUUAAAGUUUAACGAAGAACUCGAUGUACUAGCAAUGAUAUCAUCCCAAGACGAAGAGGUACUUUUAAUAAAUACGAUAUCAACUACGGCAGCAAGAGGCCAAGUCGAGAAAUGGUUGAUCGAACUGGAAAGAUUAAUGCGACAAAGCAUACGGCAAGUCGUAAAAGAUGCGCUAGAUGCUUAUUUCAUAAAGGAAAGAGUGGCAUGGGUUUUAGAUUGGCCUGGACAAACCAUUCUCUGUGUUGGACAAAUGUAUUGGACUCAACAAAUCGAAGAAGGGAUGUUACGUGGCGUUGACGGUCUACGUGAUUAUUUCAAUCAAAGUCAAACAGAAUUAAAUGACAUCAUAUCGAUAAUAAGAGGGAAGCUACCGAAGCAGAAUCGUAUUUCAUUAGAAGCUUUGGUUACAAUGGAUGUUCAUGGGAAGGACGUGCUCGAAAGUCUCUGUCAGGAGGAAGUAACGAAAAACAGUGAUUUUAGGUGGCUUUGUCAACUUCGUUAUUAUUGGCUGGACGAAAACAUGUGGGCUUAUAUGAUAAAUUCGUAUAUAGCAUAUGGUUACGAAUAUCUCGGAAACACAUCGAGAUUAGUGAUAACACCAUUGACCGAUCGAUGUUAUCGUACACUGUUUGGUGCUUUGAGCCUUCAUUUGGGUGGCGCGCCCGAGGGACCAGCAGGAACGGGAAAAACUGAAACGACAAAGGAUCUAGCAAAGGCAAUGGCCAAGCAGUGCGUUGUCUUCAAUUGUUCGGAGGGUCUCGAUUAUUUAGCACUUGGUAAAUUCUUCAAAGGUAUUGCUUCUUGCGGUGCUUGGUCUUGCUUCGACGAGUUCAAUCGCAUCGAUCUCGAAGUACUUUCGGUCGUUGCGCAACAAAUCUUAACGAUACAACGUGCUGUCAAUGCCGGGGCCGAAAAGAUUAUUUUCGAGGGAACGGAGAUCUUUAUAGAUCCUACCUGUGCUAUCUUCAUCACGAUGAAUCCUGGUUACGCUGGAAGAUCGGAAUUACCGGAUAACUUGAAAGCUCUCUUCCGACCGGUUGCCAUGAUGGUACCCGAUUACGCGCUCAUAGCCGAGAAUACUCUUUAUUCUUAUGGUUUCUAUAAUGGAAGACCUCUCGCGGUUAAGAUCGUUACAGCUUAUAAGCUUUGUUCCGAGCAACUUAGUAGUCAACAUCAUUACGAUUACGGUAUGAGAGCCGUUAAGUCAGUUCUAAUUGCUGCUGGAAAUUUAAAAUUGCGAUAUCCCGAGGAAUCAGAAGAUAUAUUAAUAUUGAGGAGUAUCUUGGACGUUAAUCUGCCAAAGUUCCUCGUUCACGAUCUUCCACUUUUCGAAGGAAUAGCUUCGGAUCUAUUCCCUGGCAUUGUGCUACCUAGUCCAGAUUACACGCAUAUCAACCAGUGUACUAGAGACGCCUGUCAGGCAGCAAAUAUUCAAUGUACGGAUUUAUUUCUCGGAAAAAUACAACAGAUCUACGAGAUGAUGAUCGUUCGACAUGGGUUCAUGGUCGUUGGUUUACCCUUUGGUGGAAAGACUACCGCUUACAGGAUGUUGGCCGAUUGCCUGGGUUUGCUCGAGGAUCGUGGACUGAUGGAUGAGCAUCGAGUGGAGAUUACCGUCAUCAAUCCUAAGGCUAUCACGAUGGGUCAACUCUAUGGUCAGUUUGACCCUGCCUCUCACGAGUGGAGCGAUGGAGUGCUCGCUGUUAGUUAUAGGGCAUUUGCGGUUUCUACUAACGAGAACAGAAAGUGGUUGGUAUUUGACGGACCCGUAGACGCGUUGUGGAUCGAAAAUAUGAAUACCGUACUGGACGAUAACAAAAAGCUCUGUCUCACUUCGGGAGAAAUUAUCCAGUUGGCGCCCACGACGAAUUUGAUUUUUGAACCCAUGGAUUUGGAGGUCGCCUCUCCGGCCACUGUAUCGAGAUGUGGUAUGAUAUAUAUGGAACCGAUAAGUCUUGGCUGGAGACCGCUAUUAACUUCUUGGCUAAACACGCUUCCUUCUUCGAUCAAUGAACACGUCAAAAAUCACCUGGAGCAAAUGUAUAUGAGAUUCUGUCCACCUCUUUUACAUUUAAUACGUCGUUGCGGAGCUAAGGAAAUGAUCAUUAUGCCAGACGCUAAUCUCACGAGAUCGAUUAUGCAUUUUUUUGAUUGUUUCAUGGACGAUUUUUACGAUGAAAAUUAUAUUCGUACGUUAUCGGAUUUGGAUGUUAGAGCUCAGGUGGAGGGUUGCUUCUUAUUUUCUUGUAUCUGGGCGAUGGGCGGAACGCUGAUGGUAAAUUAUCGAGAAUGGUUCAAUAUACUCUUUAGAGCGCUUUUAGCUACCGAAUUUGCAAUUGACGUCAGAGAACGAUUUUCUAUAACCGAUGAAAUUCCUGAUUUAAAAAAGCCCUAUGUCUCUGCUAUGCCAAUAAUCGGAUUGGUUUACGAUUAUAAAUUUGUAAAAGAAGGUAAAGGAAAGUGGAAACCUUGGCUGGAUGAUUUGCAAGAUGUUCCACCAAUACCACAAGAUAUACCAGUGAAUCAAAUAAUUGUCUCGACUGUCGAGACAAUACGAUAUUUUCAUAUUUUCCGAUAUUUAAUAUGUCACCAUAAACCUGUGCUUCUGGUUGGCCCGACUGGUACAGGAAAGUCGGUGUACAUUAUGGAUUUUCUUCUGAAGAGAAAUAAUUCUGAGAUAUUCAAGCCGCUCUUUGCAAUAUUCUCGGCACAAACGACGGCCAAUCAGACGCAAGAUAUUAUUAUGAGUAAAUUAGAUAGAAGGAAGAAAGGCGUAUACGGGGCCACACCCGGUUCUUACUGCGUCGUUUUCGUCGAUGACAUUUCUAUGCCGCAAAAGGAAGAAUAUGGUGCUCAGCCACCCAUCGAAUUGCUUCGACAAUUAUUGGAUCAUUCGACCUGGUAUGAUCUGCAGGAAGUUGUACCGAUCAAGCUGAUGGAUAUUCAAUUAAUUUGCGCUAUGGGACCACCGGCGACCGGUCUCGAUGUUACGCCGAGAUUCAAGAGGCACUUUGUUACAUUAGGCAUAUCCGAGUUCGAUGACGAGGUCAUGGUAAUGAUCUUCAGUAAAAUAAUGUCUUGGCAUUUGAAAGGCCAAGAUUUUUCAUCUCUUUUCGAUCCUUGCGUCGAUUAUAUCGUUAAUGCUACAUUGAAUAUUUACAAAAAAACUAGACAAUAUCUUCUACCUAUACCUGCCAAAUCUCAUUACUUGUUCAAUUUGCGUGAUUUUUCAAGAGUCAUUCAAGGCAUCUUGCUUUCCACUCCCGAGUCGAUUUCUACCCUCGCUGGAAUGAAACGUUUGUGGGUUCACGAAGUCCUUCGCGUUUACGGAGAUCGUCUUGUGGACGACAUGGACAUUCGAUGGUUAGUCGAAGAAAUAAAGAAAACAGUGAGAGAUUAUAUGGACGAUAAAAUGGAACACCUUUUCAAUGAUCUGCUUGAAGGAUCUGAAACCGAAAUAACGGAAUUGCAACUACGGAAUUUAGUUUAUUGCGAUUUUCAAGAUCCAAUGGCUGAUAAAAAAUUAUACGUAGAGGUGGAUGACUGGGAUAAACUUGCUUUUGUAGUAGAUGAUUAUCUAACAGAAUAUAACGAGUUAUCAAGGACACCCAUGAAUCUGGUUCUCUUUAGGUUCGAAAUCUUUCUACAUUACGAACGUCACGUAUUAUCUCUACGUAUGACGAUUUUCUUUCUUUUCAGAUUUGCGAUAGAACAUCUUUCAAAGAUUUGCCGAGUAAUGAUGCAGCCCCGAAGUCAUGCAAUGCUCAUUGGCGUCGGUGGUUCCGGUCGGCAAUCGUUAACGAGGCUAGCCGUUCACAUUUCGGAUUAUGACCUUUUUCAAGUAGAAAUGUCUCAACAGUAUGGCCUUCACGAAUGGCACGAGGACUUGAAGACUAUUUUGAAGAGAAGUGCUGCGAGCGAUCUGCAUACCGCAUUUCUCUUUAUGGACACUCAGAUUAAAGAGGAAAUUUUCUUGGAGGAUGUGAGCAACUUGUUAAAUUCCGGUGAAGUUCCGAAUCUUUUUGCUCUCGACGAGAAAUCGGAGAUAUGUGAGAAUAUGCGACAAAUCGAUAGGCAGAGAGACAAAUCGGUACAAACCGAUGGCAGUCCCGUAGCUCUCUUCAACUUUUUUGUACAGACAGUUCGUGAACAUUUGCACGUGGUUGUAACGAUGUCACCGAUCGGUGACAACUUCCGUAUAAGAAUUCGUAAAUUUCCUGCUUUAGUCAACUGUUGUACGAUCGAUUGGUUUCAACCUUGGCCGGAGGAUGCACUUCUUGCGGUGGCUACCAAAUUUUUAAGGGAUAUAGAAAUGCCGGUCGAAGAACGCGACGCUUGCAUCGAAAUGUGUCAAUUCUUUCAUACGUCGACGCAGGAACUCUCGAAGGAAUUUUUAAGGAAGGCCAGGAGAUAUAAUUACGUCACGCCCACCUCGUACCUCGAAUUAAUUAACACGUUCAAAGAUCUUCUAGGGAAGAAAAGGAGAGAAAUUUUCGAAAGUAAAAGAAGAUACGAAGCGGGCCUUGGAAAAUUAGACAGUACACAUAAGCAGGUAGAGAAGAUGCAAGAGAUACUGGUAGCUUUGCAGCCGAAAUUAAUAGUUGCUGCGAAAGAUGUCGAAGCGAUGUUUCGCGACGUGCAAAAUGAGAGCGAAGAAGUUAGCGCGAUGGAACAAAUCGUCAAAGUAGACGAACAAGCUGCUUUGGUGGUUGCUGGAGAAGCAGAUGCGAUACGUGCGGAAUGCGAUGCCGAUUUGCAAGAAGUUAUGCCGAUAUUAAAUGCAGCGAAUGCCGCUCUGAACACCCUCACUUCUCAGGAUAUUCAGAUCGUUAAAUCUAUGAAACGUCCUCCGGCCGGUGUAAGGCUAGUCAUGGAGGCCGUUUGCAUAUUAAAGGACAUCAAGCCAGAUAGAGUUCAUACGCCAGAAGGAAUCGUAGAAGAUUAUUGGAAGGCCUCUCUUCGAAUUUUAGGGGAUAUGAAAUUUCUAGAAUCGCUUUUACUUUAUGACAAAGACAAUGUCCCAGAGAAAAUAAUGACAAAGAUACGUACGACUAUUUUGACAAAUCCGGAUUUCGAUCCUGAAAGGGUUAGACACGUUUCUACGGCUUGCGAGGGUCUCUGUAGAUGGGUUAUCGCGUUGUCCGAAUACGACAAGGUCGCUAAAGUCGUCGCGCCUAAAAAGGAAGCGUUGGCUCAAGCGGAAGGUGACUAUGCGGUUGCUAUGAAACAAUUGAACAUUAAGAGGAGUCAAUUGCAAGAGGUGCAAGAAAGACUGACCAAUCUGGAAAAGCUUUUGGCUCAAAGAGAGGCCGAAUACAAAGCCAUGACCGAUGAAGUUCUCGACUGCGAAGAAAAACUCAGAAGAGCAAAAGAAUUGAUCGGUGGUUUAGGAGGAGAAUAUACAAGAUGGUCUGACACUGCUAAGGCCUUGGGAGAACGUUACUAUUCAUUAACCGGUGACAUUCUUAUUGGAUCCGGUAUUGUAGCCUACUUGGGUGUUUUUACGACGCAAUACCGACAGAAACAAAUUGAAAACUGGGUACAAAUUUGUAUAGAUCUUCAUGUGAUUUGCACGGAAGACUAUCAAUUGACUCAAGUCCUUGGCGAUCCUGUCCUGAUCAGAUCAUGGAAUAUUUUUGGUCUUCCAAGUGAUCUCUUUUCGAUCGAUAAUGCAAUAAUCGUAACGAACGCUCGACGAUGGCCUCUCAUGAUCGAUCCUCAGAGUCAAGCGAACAAGUGGGUGAAGAAUAUGGAGAAGGCAUCUAAUAUUAAUGUUAUUAAAUUGGAUCAAUCGGAUUAUAUGAGAGUUCUUGAGAAUGCCAUACAGUUCGGUCAACCUGUGUUACUGGAGAACAUUGGCGAAGAAUUGGAUGCCGCUCUGGAACCCCUUUUAUUGAAGCAGACUUUUAAAUCUGGCGGUGAGAUUUGCAUUAAACUCGGGGACUCCAUUAUCGAGUAUUCCGAUAAAUUCCGAUUUUACAUCACCACGAAAUUACGCAACCCACAUUAUCUGCCUGAAGUAAUAGUAAAAGUUACUUUAUUGAAUUUUAUGAUUACUCCAAUUGGACUGGAAGAUCAACUAUUGGGUAUUGUCGUUGCAAAAGAGAGGCCAGAUUUGGAGUCAGAAAAGAAUCAAUUGAUUAUUCAGGGUGCAGCCAAUAAAAAAAUGCUAAAGGAAAUAGAAGACAAGAUAUUGGAAGUAUUAUCCGCGUCCGAGGAGAAUAUUCUCGAAGAUGAAACAGCGAUUCAUAUUCUCAGUUCUUCGAAAAUUCUUGCCGACGAGAUUCAAGCUAAACAAGCGGUUGCCGAAGUCACCGAAAAGUCCAUCGACGAAGCAAGAUUGCAAUACACGUCCAUUGCCGUUUAUAGUACAGUUCUCUUUUUUACAAUUGCGGUCUUGGCAAAUAUCGAUCCGAUGUAUCAAUAUUCUUUGGUUUGGUUCGUCAAUCUCUUUAAGCAUACUAUCGAAAAUACUCCAGUAGUUGAAGAUAUACAGCAACGAUUGCAAGACCUCACCAAAUUUUUCACUCGUUCACUCUAUGUGAACAUAUGUCGGUCGUUGUUUGAGAAAGAUAAGCUUCUCUUCUCUCUACUUUUGGUGGUAAAUCUAUUGAACAAGAAAGGAGAGAUAUCGAUGGCACAAUGGACGUUUUUGCUAACAGGCGGUGUUGGUCUUGAAAACCCUUUCGAAAAUCCUACCAAAUGGCUUCCAACAAAGUCCUGGGAUGAAUUGUGUCGUCUGAGCGAAGUUACGGGUUUUCUGAAAAUCAAAGAUGUUUUCGUCGAGAACAUCGACGCUUGGAAGUCCAUAUUUGAUGAUAAAGAACCUGAAAAAUUAAUUUUUCCUAUACCUUACGAUAAACUCUCCAUGUUCGAAAGAAUGCUGGUGUUACGGUGUAUACGACCUGACAAAGUUGUGCCUGCUGUACAAAAUUUCGUGGAAGAAAAAUUAGGACGAGAAUUUAUCGAGCCGCCACCAUUCGAUUUGAUAGCUGCUUACGCGGAUUCACAUUCUUGUAUACCCCUUAUAUUCGUCCUUACACCUGGUGCCGAUCCUAUGGCCAUUUUAUUGAAAUUCGCGGAUGAUCAGGGCUUUGGAACUAAUAGGCUUUUUUCCUUAUCCCUCGGCCAAGGACAAGGUGUUAUCGCUACAGAGCUCAUCGACGAGGGUACGAAAAAUGGUACUUGGGUUGUUCUACAAAAUUGUCACCUUGCUAAAAGUUUCAUGCCACUUCUGGAAAAGAUUUGCGAUAAUUUCACUAUCGAAACUGUCCAUCCGGAUUUUCGAUUAUGGCUGACUAGUUAUCCAGUCGAUCACUUUCCGGUUAGCAUACUUCAAGAUGGAGUUAAGAUGACCAAUGAACCUCCUAAAGGAUUGCGUGCUAAUAUCACUAGGUCUUAUUUACAAGAUCCCAUAUCCGAAGAAGAAUUUUUCGAAUCGUCGAAGCAAAUCGAAAAUUUUAAGAAACUUUUAUUUUGCUUAUGCUUCUUCCAUGCGAUUAUACAGGAACGAAGAAAAUUCGGUCCGAUCGGUUGGAACAAUCAAUAUGAAUUUAAUGAGACCGAUCUCAGAAUUAGUGCCCUGCAAUUGAAAAUUUUUUUGGAUCAAUACGAAGACGUUCAGUUCACUGCACUGAAAUAUUUGACAGGCGAAUGUAAUUACGGUGGACGUGUAACCGACGAAUGGGAUAGGAGAACGUUAACAACAAUUUUACAGAGAUAUUAUUGCGAGGAAUCGGUAACGAUAGAAAAUUAUUCCUUUGAUGAAACUGGUAUUUAUUAUGUGCCGCAAGUUGACAAGCACGAAGAAUUUCUGGAAUACAUUAAAUCGCUUCCUAUGACAACCGCCCCUAGUAUUUUCGGUAUGAACGAGAAUGCGGACAUUAUUAAGGAUCAGCAGGAAACAUAUUUGAUGUUUACAUCGCUCCUAACUACACAGGUAUAAUGCAUAAUAAAGAAAUCGAACGUAAAAGAUACAGCAGAAACUGAAGUAGAUACAGAAAAAUUGCCAGACGAUAUUGUUUUCGCUGUCGCCAACGACAUUUUGACAAAGCUACCUAACGAUUUUAAUCUCACGGAUGCACUGGAAAAAUAUCCUACAUUGUAUGAAGAAAGCAUGAAUACGGUAUUGGUUCAAGAAAUGGGAAGAUUCAACAAGCUAUUGCAAACGAUUAGGAGCAGUGUCGUGAACGUUCAGAAAGCGAUUAAAGGUCUUCUGAUCAUGAACCCGGAUCUUGAAGAGGUAUAUACGUCGAUAAUGAUAGGAAAGAUACCGGAAAUAUGGAUGAGAAACUCUUAUCCCUCAUUGAAACCACUUGGCAGUUAUAUUCUCGAUUUCUUAAAAAGAUUGAAUUUCCUUCAGACUUGGUACGAGGAAGGUGCCCCUAUAACAUUCUGGAUCUCUGGAUUUUAUUUCACCCAAGCUUUUCUUACCGGUGCUCGACAAAAUUAUUCGAGAAAAUACAAGAUUCCUAUAGAUUUGUUAAUAUACGAUUUCGAACCAUUAAAAGAAACGAUAUUCGAUGUACCUCCUGACGAUGGGGUUUAUGUUUAUGGAUUAUUUCUCGACGGGGCUCGUUUCAAUAUGACGACUAUGAAAUUAGACGAAUCCUUGCCAAAAAUUUUAUACGAAAAUGUACCUUACAUAUGGUUCAUCCCGAAGACGAAGGAUGAAGUAUCGGAGAGAAAUACUUACAUCUGUCCAGUUUACAAGACAGCAGAAAGGAGGGGUGUACUUUCGACGACUGGACAUUCGACGAACUUUGUAAUCGCCGUAUGGCUCCCGACGGAACUUUCAUCAGAGCAUUGGAUUCUCAGAGGCGUUGCCAUGCUAUGCCAAUUAUCGCAUUAAUGGAAAUGGA
Messenger RNA from Vespa velutina, 10366 nucleotides. It is a transcript of the gene Dhc36C, whose product is annotated as dynein axonemal heavy chain 7-like. Gene Ontology annotation, molecular function: dynein intermediate chain binding; ATP binding; ATP hydrolysis activity. Gene Ontology annotation, biological process: microtubule-based movement. The record is from RefSeq and is a predicted model, not a curated record. Gene Ontology annotation, cellular component: dynein complex. NCBI's taxonomy places the organism in Eukaryota, Metazoa, Arthropoda, Insecta, Hymenoptera, Vespidae.